Molecule: messenger RNA, 2682 nt
Organism: Symbiodinium sp. CCMP2592
Lineage: Eukaryota; Dinophyceae; Suessiales; Symbiodiniaceae
Source: the annotation of a GenBank genome assembly
AUGGCCACUGUUCGGCUUGCUGGCAAUUUUGCAAGAGGGUCUUUUCGGACUGGGCAGAGCUUGAUUCGUCACUGGGGCACCAUGGCCGAGGUGUGCAAGGAGGCGCAGCCCUUGCAUACGGCGCUACAGACUUGGCUGGAUACGGUGCCUGCUCCAGAAGUGGCCAUGCCUCCACUUCUGCCUGGCACUCGACUUCAAGCGCUGAGACUCCAGCAACAGCUUGCUGCAUCGCCUGGCCUUUGCUCACAAGAUCCAGGCACCAGUGCAGCUAUCCACCUUCUUGCAAGUGGACUCUUCAAUGAAAAGGAGAGCCCGCCGUGGAACAGCACAGGCUGGAAUAAUGAGUACGGAAAGUUGCGCAGACUGCUGGAGAAGGCAUUCAGGACUGUGUCUUGGGGCAGACUUGUCUUUACAGGUUGGCCAUUGCUGGCGCUUCUUCAUCGACUCCAAGAGGCUUUCGUCCGUGAGGCCCUUUGCAGCCGCGUUGACAGGUAUGCCUAUGCAAUUCCGAGCCGAACAGAUCCACAAUCAGUGUGGGUGUGUGUACGCCGUGCAAGUGAUGUUGUCUAUGAGAGAUGGCGCAUGCAAGGCUUCUUCCCAGAUUGCUUCAUGAUAGUUCAAACGGUCCGGGAUCUUCUGCCCGUGGGCUGCCCAGUGCUGGACAUAGGUGCAAACCUUGGUGGCUGCGCGCUGAUGCUCGCCAAGGAUGGGCACCCCGUCCUGGCGGUGGAGCCGGUGCCUGUGCUGGCUGGUUUGCUGCGGGCAUCUGUUGAAAGAAAUGGUUUGAAGAACGUGGAAGUUGUAGACACAGCCGUGGGUCGAAGCUCCGGCAGCAGCUCUCUGCAGUGUACUCAUGGGCACAGCGCCACUUGUCGUGUCCUCCCGCUGGUCGAUGUUGCGACCAGUGCCGCUGCAGCCAAUGUGACAACUGAAUCACUCGAUUCUAUUCUCCAUUCACGGGGAUGGCCGCAGCCCUGUGCCCUGAAAAUCGAUGUCGAAGGCUCCGAGUUCGAAGUCGUGCAAGGCGCAGCCGGGACUUUGUCUCGCUGGCCGCACAUCUUCCUAGAAUUGCACCCCUAUGAGCUGCGAGACCGUGGAAGCUCCAGUGCGGACACAUUCGAUUUGCUCCUUCGCAUGGGCUACAACAUGUUCGAAAGUCCUCCCUGCGGUACCAAAGUCAGUCCCGUAGAGAGGCCUUGGGCUGGGAAUGGCACCUACUCCAGUGCGCGUUGGAUUGAGGGCCGACGGGUGCCCAAUGUGCGCUUGCCGCGAGUCGCGGAUCACUGCGCCUGUGAACGCGAAUGCAAUCUUCGACUGCUUGCACCAAGUGGUCACUUCAGUGGCGACUGUCGCUGUUGGGACUUUGAUGCAGUUGCAGGAGAUUGCAAUCUUUACAUGAGCUGCGGCAGGGGUUUCAGCUCCCUUGCGGCAGCAGAGAACUGGUGGGCCGGUGAGCUGAGUGGAAACUGGCACAUUGCCGCUUCGUGCUAUUUCCUCGCCGGUUACACUGAGGAGCCAAUUCCGAGCAAUGUCUCCGUUGGCAAGUGUGCCCUAGCUCGUGCACGUUUGACUCUGCCGCGGGUUGGCCGAAUCCGAAGCAGAUGUCCACGUGCGUCCACAUUCAGCACUGCCACUCCGGAGUCGAGUAACUUAGCACUUCAUCCUGUUCUGGAAAGGCCCGCGAAGCCCUCGGCCAUCAGACUCUACUGGAAGCUGGCCAAGGGCAAGCUUACAUUGUGGGUAUCUCUGUCGGCAAUGCCAGGAUAUUUCUUGGCCCUUCCAGGCACAAUCGAGCCAUCAAUUGCAGCUGCCCUGUUCGUAGGAACUUUCUUGACAUCUUCCUCCGCCCAGACGAUGAAUCAAAUGAUCGAGGUCCAUCGCGACGCACGCAUGAAGCGGACUGCAAUGAGACCACUCCCGUCGGGGCAGCUGAGCUCCAAUGAAGCAGCGCGCUUUGCAGCAGCCGCGGGAGCUUUAGGCCUCGUCACCUUAGGUAUCGGCACGACGAGCUGCACCGCGGCAGUGGCUGCAACUACGAUGGCUACAUACGCUGCCCUGUACACCCCACUGAAGGUACGGAGUCCGUACAACACUCACGUCGGUGCCAUAAGCGGGUCACUGCCGACCCUGAUGGGUUUCACAGCAGCCUUGGGCACCGGCUUAUGUGUUUCACCUUGGUUACCACAUGCAGCCUGGCUUUUCGGGAUGCAAACCUUGUGGCAGAUGCCGCAUUUCUACUCGCUAGCAUGGCUGCACAGGAGCGACUACCUUCAAGGGGGUUACAAGAUGUUUCCGCUGUCUGAUGAAUCAGGCAUGGAAACGGCUGCAAUGUCCAAGCCGUACUUGGCAGCGCUCUGCGUUCUGCCGUGGGCCAUGUCGGCCAGCGGCGCUGCCUCCUGGAUGCUGCCAGUCGGAGCUGCCUUGCCCAGUUUUUUCUGGUGGCACACACUCAAAGACUUCGAAAGAAGGCCGAGUGCUUCCACAUGCAGACGCUUCUUUCUUGGUUCCCUGUCCUACUUGAUUUCGAUGCUGGUGCUGUUCACGGCAUUUUCACGGGCAUCAGAAAACAGCGACACCACUGACGAUGUGCAGGGGACAACCCACACGGAUCGAGGCGUUCUCGAGCCAUCAUGGAGAGCAUACAUGCGUUCCUGCCUGCUGGGGGCGUGUCCGCAUGAGCAG